Molecule: messenger RNA, 214 nt
Organism: Nezara viridula (southern green stink bug)
Lineage: Eukaryota; Metazoa; Arthropoda; Insecta; Hemiptera; Pentatomidae
Source: the annotation of a GenBank genome assembly
AACUAAUCAAUGAUACUUACUUUUUAAAAUAAAACAAUAACAUGCAUAUGUCGGAUGUGGAUUAUUUUUCCAUGGCACCAUUCCAUCAGAAUGUCAAUAAAUUGGUAAACCCCAGAGCCAAUCUACUUGAGCCUUCAAGCAGAGAACCUUAGUACAUUAAACUCGAUAAGAAUAAAUUUGCUGGAUAUGAUACCAAUAUUUUGGAUAAAGUAAG